Molecule: messenger RNA, 5780 nt
Organism: Diachasma alloeum
Lineage: Eukaryota; Metazoa; Arthropoda; Insecta; Hymenoptera; Braconidae
Gene: mtd
Product: nuclear receptor coactivator 7
Exons: 16
Coding region: 1083-4259 (1058 amino acids)
Biological process (GO): response to oxidative stress
Cellular component (GO): nucleus
Source: RefSeq, a predicted model, not a curated record
ACAUAUAUUGGCAUUAAUACUUCAUUAAUGAAAUGUCAAAAAUGUUUAGACGAUUAAGAUCUUUAUCCGUCGCCCGUAACGAGCUCAGCCAUCAGCGACAGUUUGAGUAUUUCCUAGUGGGAUUAUUAUUUAGCGUGAUUAACGUUUGUCGAUUCUACAUGUGACUUUGAGGUAUGAUUCAGUCGUCCGUUGACGCGUAGACCGUACAGUGCGAUUAUAAAACACUCGGUGAUACAAUAGAAAAAUAAAUUGUUGGAAAAAUCGUUUAAGAAUCAACGAAAAAUUGGAAGAAAAAUUCAGUUAAAUUAUUGAACGGAGAAAAGUGGAUUUUCUUUAGUAAAAAGUGAUCAUUUUUCAUCAAAAAGUCAUCAUUUUUCACCAAAAACUCACAAACUCAACUGUUUGUUUUUGAAAAAUUACGUUUUGAAGUAGAAAAUUAAAAAAAAAAUUGAAAUGCAAUUUUUUGCGACUAUUAAUCACCUGGAGAAACAAAUUAACAAAAAAUUGCAAAAAGAAAUAAGUAAAAAUGAUUGAGCUGAAUAAAGUGGAUAUUCUUCAGUAAAAAUUCACAAGUUUUACGGUUUGCUUUCGAAAAAUUAUGUUUCAAAGGAGAACAUUGAAAAAAAAUUGAAAUGCAAUUUUCAACGAUUAUUAAACCCCCGGAAAAAAAAAUAAACAAAAAAAUUGUAGAAAAAGCUAGUAAAAAUUACUGAGUUGUGUAAAGGGGACAUUCUUCGCCAAAAAGUGAUCAUUUUUCACUAAAAACUCAAAAAUUUUACUGUUUAUUCUCGAAAAAUAAGGUUUCAAAGGAAAAAAAUUGAAAAAAAAAAUUCCGCAAUACAAUUUCCCUCGUGAAUUCUACAGUAAAGUGUGUCUGGAAUCAAAUAAAAAUUAUUAUUGAGGCAUUGAGGUCUGAAAGAAUAACCGGAAAGGGUGAAGCGAUAAAUAUUGUGGUUUUUCAGCGAAGUUAUGAUAAUAAAAACCAUGAGAGGGAGAACUGGCUGUGGUUUACGAGACAUUAUGGGGUAGAUUCUACGCCGUAGAAACUCAGUUCGACAUUCAGUUUCUAUUUACAAGUGCAAAUGGAUGGUUGGGUGAUAUGUGAUGCUGUGGGAAACAGCAUGGAGACUGAAUUUUCACUGUCCGAGGGGGAAUUUUCCGAGUAUGAAACAUCAAAUGUUCUCAUACAAGAGGGGAAGUUUGGGGAUUGGGUUGUGUUAUAUGUAGUGCAAGGCGAACCAGUUGCCACAAAGUUUUGGCGCACAGAUUCCGAUAGCGAUGGCAAAGACAGCUCAACCCUCCACGAGAAGCGACAGGCGCGUCUCACUCAACCCGAAAACACGAUUGCUUACCGAGUGGGCGAUAGAGAUACCCUGACAUCGGUAGCCGCCCGGUUCGAUACAACACCAUCAGAAUUGAGCAAACUCAAUAGGCUUGGCAGCACAUUCAUUUACCCGGGACAACAACUAUGGGUCCCCACAAAGGGUGAGGCUCGUCUCGGUCCUGAUGAACUUGGCUUGGAUACACCCAGUCCUGAUCCCUGCCAUGAUCACGAUUCUCAGGAUGAUUUGCCACCUGAGGAGAAAGAGCUUCUGGACAAUUUGCGACCUGUAUCACCGAAACCAGGUCACUCGGAACGAGUUAAAACGCCACUAGACAGUCGCACUGGUGCCGGGGAUGAGGAUGAGCCAGCGUACAGGGAGAGAUUCUUGAAGAUAAAUGUUCGUCAUAUCACAGACGGACAGGGAGUUGUGGGUGGUGUUCUCCUGGUAACACCAAAUGCAGUGAUGUUUGAUCCAAAUGUAUCUGAUCCCCUUGUGAUUGAACACGGAGCUGAAUCGUACGGUGUAAUAGCACCAAUGGAAUUUGUAGUGAAUGCCGCUAUAUACUACGACAUUGCUCACAUGAGGGUCAGCCACACAGAUGCUCUCGGUACAGACAAAAAGCCGGAAAUUUAUUACAUGGAGAAGCCAACGAAAGAUGGAAAAUGCCUGUCACCUGGCAAAGAUGAGAAUUUUUCCGAACUCACUGGCGAUGAUAAUGAGAGUGUCUGCAGUUGCGCUGAACGUGAGGGCGAUGCAUUUCCAAAGGCCUUUGAGAGGGAUCUUGUUACACCUACCAACCUUCAGAAUGAUGAAGGAUCAACAUCCAAGGAAGCCGAGAAGGAAAAGGAGAAAGAUAAGAAGGAAGAGGAGUCAGUCUCCAGUGACAAAGAGUUGAGUGUCCAGUCGAUGAGGACCCUCGAGGAACGCAGGCGUUCCAUGCUGGAUCACCACUGGGCAGUGCCCAGCAAAGACAGAAACUCAAUGUCAGUUGACGACGAACAGCAGGACUCCCUGAACUCAGACAAGUCGCAGGCUGAGCCAUCAAAACCCAAUGCCAUACCCGAGGAUGAGGAGGGAUCUCUAGUCAAACAGUCGUGCUACGAUUCUGGUAUCGACAUACGUGAACCUAUACCCCCUAUUCCCGUAGUGCAGCCUAUCCCAUCGAAAAAAAUGUAUUCGGACGCGGAAAUAGUUUUAUCUUCAGAUUGGGUACCACCGAUAACCAUUGCACCAACUAACAUCACGAGUACCAGUACUCUGGAUACAAUUCCAUCGGUCAAUGGAAGGAAGAAGGCGAGUUCAGUGUCGUUCAGUCUCGACAGCAAUGCUGAGGAGCCUGAGAAAGACGAGGAGCAUAAACAUGAGGAUGAUAAGCAGGAGACACGUAAAAAUAAGAUGUUAAAAAGGCUAUCAUAUCCUCUAUCCUGGAUGGAAGGCCUCACCGGUGAUAAAGACGAUGAAUCCAAAACAGUACUUGAAAAAGUACCGAGUCUCCCAAACAGUGCGGACAGCCAUCACUCCUCGGUAUUCAGUAAAGUCUUCUCAAGCUCGCCGAUCAACCUGGUGAGUGACUUUAGCUCGGGGCUAUUUGCUAAAACACCGAGUGAAGAGAGCAGCGGAGGCGGUAGAUCUGGUAGUACACCACCUCUUACCGCCUCCUCGCUCUCCCAGGACCACAGCUAUCAAUUUUCACCAGGGCCCACUAGUCUCUUGGGGCGCUCCUCCGUCGGGACCUUCAUUCGCCAACAGCCCUUGACCUCGUCAAGUAGCAGCAGUGUUGACAGCACACGUGGUAACAGAGUAACGACACAAGCACCGAGGGUAGAUUACCGCAGUGUCGUGUCUGUCGAUGAUAAACCCGAGCUUUUUGUCAGUUUUGACAAAUUGAUCCCAAGGCCAGCGAGAAGCUGCGAGGAUCCACCACUGUACCUGAGGCUCCGCACUGGUAGGCCAAAGGACAAGAAGAUUCCUCGGUCCACUCCUAUCAUGAGCUAUGGAAAGAAGAAAUUACGACCUGAGUACUGGUUCAGUGUUCCUCGAAACAGAGUGGACGACUUGUACCGAUUUAUUCACUCAUGGGUGCCAGCAUUAUACGGUGAGCUUGAUGAAAAUUACUGGAUCGAGCGUGGUUACAUCCUCUCGGACACUGACACAGACCUAUCGCCGGAAGCGUCGCCUCAGGAAGGGGGAGAAACCGGUGAAUCCGUUGAGGAGAGCAAAACCGGUGAUGAGAUUAGUGAACUGACGCGCGAGUCAUGGGAGCGGCUCAAGGCGCCGUACGUAAAGUUAUGCAGCAUGCUGGUCUCGAGUACGUCAGCGGACUCAGAGCAGCCCCAGGACGCCCAGGUUUUGUCUAUGAGCGAAGAGCUCCGAAGAGCCUUGUACGCAAACAGUGCAAUAUCCCUUGACAUUGACGUCAUUGUGCCUGAUUUAGUCGGCACAACUGAGAUACUGAAGGACGAGCACAGAGAGAGUCUGUGCCGGCACUUGCCAGCGAGAGCCGAGGGCUAUCUCUGGACCCUCGUGUUCAGCACAAGUCAGCACGGCUUCAGCCUCAACAGCAUGUACCGAAAAAUGGCCAAGGUUGAGAGCCCCAUACUUCUAGUCAUUGAGGAUACCGAGGGAAAUGUUUUUGGUGCUCUCACGUCGUGUUCUCUCCACGUGAGCGAUCAUUUCUAUGGGACAGGUGAAUCACUCCUCUUCAGGUUUACACCGAGGUUCCAGGCGUUCAACUGGACAGGGGAUAAUGUUUAUUUUAUCAAAGGGAAUAAUGAGAGCCUGGCUAUUGGCGCUGGAGAUGGUAAAUUUGGACUCUGGUUGGACGGUGAUCUGUACCAAGGGCGAACCCAAUCCUGCAGCACAUACGGCAACGAGCCCCUCGCCCCCCACGAGGAUUUCGUUGUCAAAACCCUAGAGUGUUUUGCAUUCAUAUAGGAUUCGGCCACCUACAGCCCAUCCACCACAACGUUGGAGCCUAACUUGACCUGAGCUCGGGAUUUGUAGUGGAAAAACAAAUCCAAGUAUCAGGAGAGAUCAGACUUAAUCACCAUUUAACGAGGAUUAAAGAUGGAGAUUCAUGUAACGAGAGAAUAAAAAUGAAAAACUGUAAAAUUAAGAGGAGAGCACUAAAUCGAGGGGGGAGAUACUCCGAGUGUUGGGAGUUGUCGAUUCAGAAUAACUGAAUUCAAAAAUCAUGAAAUUAAAGCACUAGAUGAAUCGACGUUAAUUAAUUCAAUCUAUUUUGUUGGGAUAUUUAAUUAGAUGAAUUGAUGCGAAUGACGAUGAGAAUUGUGAAUUUGUGCUUUAAUUGCCGGAAUGUCAACUGAUCGAUAGACUUAUCGUUAACAUUUUUUUAUUUAUAUUUAUUUUCAUUAUUUUGUAUUGUUUAACAGUUAGUUGUUACCCGCCGAUAGAUCAACGAUAUUAAUUACCUUCUGAUGCAGCAAAUAAAUCGAGUUGUUGCGCCUGAAUAUGUAAAACUUGAUUGUUUAUUUUACCAAGCAGAUUGAUAAACUCGUGAGAGGGAAAAAAAUGGAAGAGAGAUAUAUUUUUUUUAGACACUGAAUGUGAUGAGAAAAUUUAACUAAUGGAUUUUGCGAAUUUCUGAUACCUCAGAGAGAGAGAGAGGGAGAGAGGGAGAGGGAGAGGGAGAUUAUGGAGAUGCUACCAAAAACCAAUGCUAACUAACCGUUUGUUGAUGUGUAGAUAAUGUAGAUAGUGAAUGUACAUAUAUAUAUACUGCAAGUCGUGUAGAAUGAUUAAUUGUAACGCUAAAAAAAACGCAAAAAUAUAUAUUAUACAAAGAGAGUUAAAAAUCAAUAUGUUGGAUCGUAUUAUAUCGUGUAUACAUGCUAUUACUGUAAUGUGAGGCUUGGCUGGGACUCGAGAGAGGCCAUUCAAACCUGUCUAGGAUCUGAGAUAGUUUAGGGUCACGUAUGAAUCUUAAUGAUUAAAUCAAAGGAUUUUGAGUGGAUUUUGAGGGAAUUGGUAAUGUCUGAUUAUUGUUGAUGAGGGUUAGCUGAUAAUUUUAACGUAGAAUUCUACACCAGUGUCACAACGAAUGCAAGUGUCUGUGCAUCAUCUUCUGAAUUCAUCAUCUUUCAUUAUUUGAGAUCAAGUGGAAUUGAACGGAAAUUGUGCUGUUCAUUUCCAUUUAAUUUAAUUGACAAUUGAAAAAUCGAAAUCAUGAAAAAUUGAGGAACUGAGUGAAUUCACGAGCCAUCGAGUCCAUAAUUCAUCGAGUGCUUCACAAUCAUUAGAUGCGAUGGGGUUUUGAUGAAAAGAGAGAGAGAGAUCGGGGGAAUUAAUCGGAGUUACAGUGCUGGAUAGACAAAUGUUGGAGUAGCACCUAGACGAGAGAAAUAAUUAAUAAUACACACGAGUUGUGGCUGACGAACUAGCGUAUUAUGCAUAUCAAGUCUAAUGAUUCAGUACAUUAAAGAAUACUUUGAUAAA